This is a messenger RNA of Clarias gariepinus (North African catfish), 2250 nucleotides long. Its product is annotated as caprin-1-like. The record is from RefSeq and is a predicted model, not a curated record. Bases 78 to 2150 code for a protein of 690 amino acids. Lineage: Eukaryota; Metazoa; Chordata; Actinopteri; Siluriformes; Clariidae. The transcript has 2 exons. Gene Ontology annotation, molecular function: RNA binding. Gene Ontology annotation, cellular component: cytoplasm.
UGUGUAGCUAGCUAAUAUCCUAAAGAAAAGAAAAAAGAAGCAACAUUCGACAAAUAAACGUUCAAACACACAGAGAGAUGCCAUCUGCAACCACUGGCGACUAUGCUGUUCAGUCCUCCAGUCCAGAGCUGGGCUCUGUUCCUGUCUCGGCUCCCAAUGAGGCACUAAAGCAAGUGCUGAGCAUCAUUGAGAAGAAGGUCCGCAACAUGGAGGAGAGAAAGUCCAAGCUGGAAGACUACAAGACACGGAAGAGCAAAGGAGAGCGACUAAACCAGGAUCAACUGGACGCUCUGUCCAAAACUCAGGAGGUGACACACAAUUUGGAAUUUGCCCGGGAGCUGCUGAAGAGCUUCUUGUCUUUAAACAUCGAGAUCCAGAAGGCGGUAAAAAAGUCAGCGCGGCGGGAUCAGCUGAAGCGUGAGGAGACCGAGCAGCGGCGUCUGAAGGCUGUGCUGGAGGUACAGUACGUUCUGGACCAGCUGGGCGAGGAGGGUGUGAGGCAGGAGCUGAGACAGGUGGAACGGGGAGACGAUGGGCCUCUGCUCACCGAGGCGGAGCUCACAGGACUCGAUGACUUCUACAAGCUGGUCGGACCUGAGAGGGACCCCAACAUCAGGCUGACUGAUCAGUUCGAGGAGGCGUCUGUGCAUUUGUGGGAGUUGAUGGAAGGAAGAGACAAAGCUGUGGCAGGAACCACAUACAAGGCCCUUAAGGAUACUCUGGACAAGAUACUGCUCCGUGGCUACUUCGACCAGACGCAAACACACCAGAACGGAGUGUGUGAGGAGGAGGAGGAGGAGCCACCGCAACAGCAGCAGCAGCCGCCUGCUCCCACUGAGUCGGUGGAGUGUGAGGAGCAGCCGGUGGAGCCAGCAGAAGGAUCUGUGACUCAAGAGUUCACGGAUCCCAUUGAAGUGGAAGCGACAGAGUUUGUAAACCGAAAGUUCAUUCCAGAAGCCACUUACAGCACCAGUCCUGAAAAAGAGCAGGGAGGAGAAUGGGCUUUGAGCCCCGAGAUCAUAAGCUCACUGCAACAGCAACAACAGUCCCCUCAGCCUCAGCAGCCUCCUUCAUCGAUGAGUCCUAAUCUGGUGAACCCGGAGACUCACUCGCUCACCCCUGGACUCCCCCCCUCGUCGACUGACCCGCUGGUCAGGAAGCAGGCUGUGCAGGACCUCAUGGCACAGAUGCAGGGCACCUUCAACUCCAUGCUGGAGUUUGAUGGACAGUCUCUGGAUCUCGCCAUUGUUUCUGCUCAACCGAUGAAGUCUGCACAGAUGGUCUGUGCUCCAGCUCACACAGAAACCCGGCUUCCUCAACACACCCCAGUUUCUGUACAUCCAGAACCAACACAGGUUCCCAUGGUGUCCCCACCAACCAAAGCAUACACCUCUACGCCGCCCAUCUACCAGCCCCCUCCUCACACCACAGACCCUCGACCUCAGCCCGACCCCAUCGACCCCCUCCAGGUAUCCAUGCCCCUGUCGUCUGAGCAGCCCCCCGCCCCCUCGUCCCAACCACAGGCCUUUCAGACAGUCACCAAACCCCUGCACAGUUGUAUCAACGUUAACGCCGCACCAUUCCAGUCCAUGCAAGCGGUGUUCAAUCUGAACGCCCCAGUUCCUCCAUCGAACGAGAUGGAGUCUCAGAAGAUGUCGAGUCAGUAUCAGAGCACUUACACCCAGAGCUUCAGCAGCCAGUCAACACACUCGGUGGAGCAGCAGGACCUUCAGCAGGAACCUCUCCAGUCAGUUGCCGGAGCGUUCCACUCUCAAGACCAAGGGAUUCCUUCCUCCGGGGGCCACCAGACGAUGAGCCAGCAGCCAUCAGGUCAGGGAACAGGGUUCGGACGCCAGCCUCAGUCAUACUACAGCAGCCGAGCCGUGCCACGUGGAGGGCCCCGGAACACCAGAGGGGCCAUGAACGGGUAUCGCGGACCAUCCAACGGUUUCAGGGGUGGAUAUGAUGGAUAUCGCGCUCCUUUCCCCAACACUCCCAACACGGGCUACGGACAGACCCAGUUCAGCACUCCACGCGAUUACUCCAGCAGCACCUACCAACGGGAAAGAUAUCAGCAGAGCUUCAAGAGAGAAGCUGCCCAGGGAGCUCGAGGUAGCUCUCGAGGUAAUGCUCAAGCGAUGAGAUCCUAAAGCGCUUUCAGAAGACCGUAGUUGUCUUUGGCCACCUCAAACAUUCAUUUACUGAGAGUGGGUUAACCUGUGCCCUUUUUCUCUUUUCUUUUUUUUUUUU